AUAGUAGUUGUAGCUAGAGUGCUCGCGUGUACUGACACGUCUCGGCUUAUAACAGUUUACAACGGUAACGCGGUGUGCGCUUUACGCUCAGCUCCAGACCUUCAGCGAAUCGAUCGGCAGAGGUACGUGGAUGGGUGUGGGAUCCCCGUCCGGUGGACCAACCCAACCCUGGAACACCACGCAUUUGUUACGCGUAAGCUCCAUCUGAAUAUGCGCGCGCGGUGCUCCCUCCGGAACCUUUUCCCACCACCUUCCUGUCAUCCCUGAUCCACCGUCGCCUUUCUCCCGCUCGAUCUCCGUCCCAUCCUUUGUGUUGGUUGCGCGUUCAUAACCGACGAUCGACGAGCCAUCCCCAUUCCCCCCGAUCGACGCCGAUAAGUACACUCCCUCGAGUGCCACCCGCUAAACCCUCCUAAACCUGCUCAGCUGCUUCAUCAGUUCUUCACCGUUCGCUCACGUGAUCCCACGCACAUCGGCCCUCGCGGUCGUCGAAGCAAAAGCAAGAAUGGGAGCCGCGUCGUCGAGGGAGGCGGAAGCGGCCCGGGCGGCGGCGCGGGAGCACACGAAGCGGUGCCGGGAGCGGCGGCGGCUCAUGCGGGAGGCCGUGCGGCUGCGGCGGCACCUCGCGGCGUCGCACGCCGCGUACCUCAGGUCGCUCGGCGCCGUGGCGUCCGCGCUCAUGCGGUUCGCGGUCGGCGAGCCGCUCCCGGUGUCCGACCACACCCCGCCGGCCGUGCUCGUGCACCGCGAGGUCGCCCCGUCCUCGCCGCCGCCGCUGCUCCGCGCCAUCGAGCAGCACCAGCGGGAGCCGCAGGAGCAGCAGCAGCAGCAGCAGCAAGAGGACGGCGUUUCUGUUGACGUCGGCGCGGCGGCCACGCGGACAGAAGGCGUCGGCGCGGCGGCGACGGCCACGCGGACUGAAGGCAUCGUCGGCGGGGCAGAGGAGGAGCUGAGGAUUGUGGUCAGGCACCGCAGCCUCGCGGAGGUCGCGGCGGGGCUGGAGGAGUACUUCAUGAAGGCCAGCGCCGCCGGCGACGUCGUGUCGAGCCUGCUGGAGACCAGCACCACCGAAUACAAGGGUGGCUCGCACAGCUUCCUGGGCGCGCUCUGCUGCGUGUCGGCGCCAGCGGUCGACCGCGUCGACAGCAUGGGAGGCCGGCAGAGGCACAGCUCCACCUUGCAGCAGCUCCUGGCAUGGGAGAAGAAGCUCUACAAGGACGUCAAGGCGAGGGAGCGGCUGCAGAUCAGGCACGACAAGAAGCUCGCGGUGCUGCGCGACCAGGAGUACAGCCGGAAGAUCGGCGUGGACAUCCAGAAGCUCAAGUCCGCGUGGGACAGGGCGCGCGCGCAGCUCGACACCGCCACCCAGUCCGUGGACGCGACCGCGUCCGCCAUCGCCGAGCUCCGGGACACCCACCUCGCGCGCCAGCUGCUGUGCCUCUUCCACGCCACGCUCGACAUGUGGCGGACGAUGCGGCGGCACCACGAGGCGCAGGGCCGGAUCGCGCAGCAGCUGCGCGGCCUGAGCAGCCGCACGUCCACGGAGCCCACGACCGAGAUCCACCACAAGGCGACGCGGGCGCUCGAGGCCGCCAUGAGCACCUGGUGCGCCACCAUGGCCGCGACGGCGAAGCACCAGCGCGACUACGUCCACGCCGUCCACGGCUGGCUGAAGCUGACGCUGGCGCCGGUCAGCGGCGGCGGCACCGGGGCGGCGGUGUCGUCCCCCGUGGCCGCGGAGCUCGCCGCGUUCGCCGAUCGGUGGGGGAAGGUGCUCGACCGCGCGCACUGCGUGGAUGUGCUCAAGGCCAUCAAGGGCUUCGCAGCCGCCGCCCACGCGGUGCACGCGCUCCAGGGCGACGAGCUCCGGGUGGCGGCGCGCAUGCGGCGGCGCUCCCGGGAGCUGGACCGCAAGUCCCGGAUGCUGCGGCAGGUGGAGAAGAGCUACUACGACUCGUACCUGCCCGGGGGCAUGUCGCUGUGGCACUGGGGGAGGCCGAUGUUGAGGGAGGACCACCUGCAGGCGCGCGACGCGCGGAACGAGGUGGCGCAGCGGAGGGACGAGAUCGAGGCGUGCCGGAAGAUGGUGGAGGACGAGAUGAGGAGGCACGCCAAGGCCAUCGACGCCACCAGGACGGCCACCGUCACCUGCGGGCAGGAGAAGCUGCCCGCCGUGUUCCAGGCCAUGGCCGCGUUCUCGGCCGCGCUCGCGGACUCGCUGGAGGCCGUGUGCAGGGCUCCACUACAGCAGAACACCCACACGCAGCAGUAGCUAUACAUCCGUUCAUUCUUUUUUUUGCGUUUGCAUUUUUCAGUUUUUCGCAUCUAUACAUACAUUACAAAAUGCAGAGAGAGAACCAAAUAGGAUUUAGAAAUAGUGAAAUACGAUAGACACAAGACAGUAGACAUUACCCUUUUUUUGCCUGUGUAUUCUUAAUCCCUGUACCUGCAUAAAAUCCCAGCAUAAAUUUUUCUUUGGUUGACUAA
Molecule: messenger RNA, 2487 nt
Organism: Setaria italica (foxtail millet)
Lineage: Eukaryota; Viridiplantae; Streptophyta; Magnoliopsida; Poales; Poaceae
Product: nitrate regulatory gene2 protein
Exons: 3
Coding region: 506-2272 (588 amino acids)
Source: RefSeq, a predicted model, not a curated record